CGUUGCAUCUACGUGCGCGCUCCCCGCCUGGCUGAACCGCCGGUGAAUGAUUUCUCCCAGCAGCUCCCGCGGCGGCCGCCUCCUCCUGCGCUCCCCGGACUGAACAUGGCGUUCACGUUCGCGGCCUUCUGUUAUAUGCUGGCCCUGCUGCUCACCGCGGCGCUCAUAUUCUUCGCUAUAUGGCACAUCAUCGCAUUUGAUGAACUGAAGACAGACUACAAGAAUCCUAUAGACCAAUGCAACACGCUGAACCCUCUUGUGCUUCCCGAGUAUCUCAUCCAUGCGUUCUUCUGUGUCAUGUUUCUGUGUGCAGCAGAGUGGUUAACGCUCAGUUUAAACAUGCCCCUGUUGGCGUACCACAUUUGGAGGUACAUGAGCAGGCCGGUCAUGAGCUGCCCCGGGCUUUAUGACCCCACAACCAUUAUGAAUGCAGACAUCCUAGCAUAUUGUCAGAAGGAGGGAUGGUGUAAACUAGCUUUUUACCUGCUUUCAUUUUUCUACUAUCUUUAUGGCAUGAUCUACGUUUUGGUGAGCUCCUAAGAAACAUAGAAGACGCUGGUUGAAUUUAAUUGCAUGCAAAGCUGUAAACACUAUAGGCGUUUGAUCCGACGAGAUCCUACUACAGCGGCCAAUGGGUUCCCUAGUCUGCGUAUAUACUUGAUGGGGGGAAACAAGGCUUCCAACUUUUUAAGGGCCGUCACAUUUUGUGUCGGUGGGAAGAUGAUUUUCAUGUUUUACAAAGACUGGGAAAUUGUGUAUAUAUAUCUUUCUUUCUGUUUCCUCUAAACUUGCUAUUUUUUUGCCAUGAUAUUUCUGCUUGUGUGAAAUGUCCUGCACUGACGUUAUUGACUUGGCCUCAAUGGCUGAAGGAAUUGGUUUCACGUCCAGUGCUCAGUGUGUGAUUCUUUGAGUCAAGUUUUGCCCCUUUUUGUAUGAACCUGUAGGAUCCCUUUAGCAAAUACAUUUUUUUUAAAUUUAAA
This is a messenger RNA of Bufo bufo (common toad), 980 nucleotides long. It is a transcript of the gene CNIH1, whose product is annotated as cornichon family AMPA receptor auxiliary protein 1. Lineage: Eukaryota; Metazoa; Chordata; Amphibia; Anura; Bufonidae. Gene Ontology annotation, biological process: vesicle-mediated transport. The record is from RefSeq and is a predicted model, not a curated record. The transcript is spliced from 5 exons. Bases 106 to 540 code for a protein of 144 amino acids.